Molecule: messenger RNA, 894 nt
Organism: Rhodofomes roseus
Lineage: Eukaryota; Fungi; Basidiomycota; Agaricomycetes; Polyporales; Fomitopsidaceae
Product: small GTPase superfamily
Exons: 8
Coding region: 169-780 (203 amino acids)
Biological process (GO): signal transduction
Cellular component (GO): plasma membrane
Molecular function (GO): GTPase activity; GDP binding; GTP binding
Source: RefSeq, a predicted model, not a curated record
CUCUGAUGGGACGGGGCUGCUGACCUGGCUGCGGGCGCAGAGUCGAUGGCGAAGUCGAGAAAGAGGCGUGGGUUGGGCAUGGCGAGCUAGGCAGCCGAGAGAUGGAGGGGAGGAGGCAGACACGCCACGCUUUAAACGCCUCCAAGUCCGCGACGCGCCCUCGCCCCGAUGCGCAAGUUCAACGCUGUCGUCCUCGGCGCCGGAGGCGUCGGCAAGUCUGCCCUCACCAUCCGCUUUGGCAAGAACGUCUUCAUCGACCAGUACAACCCCACCAUCGAAGGCAUGUCCCCCGCCCUCUCUCCCCGCCUGCUGACCGACCCCCUUCCAGAGGAGUACCGCUGCGAGCUCAUCGUCGACGGCCACAAAUGCGUCCUCGAGAUCCUCGACACACCCGGCACUGAGCAGUUCACCGCCCUCAACGAAAAGUACCUCAAGAACGCCCGCGGCUUCUUGCUCGUAUUCAGUCUCACACAAGAGUCCAGCCUCCGUGACAUCGACAGCAUCCGGCAACAAAUAUACCUCGCCAAGGGAACAGAAGAGGACGUUCCCAUUGUUGUCGUCGGCACGAAGCUCGACCUGAGCAACGAGCGCGAAGUCCCGCGCGCAACCAUCCACGAGCUUGCCCAGUCGUGGAAGCUCCCAUUCUACGAGACCUCCGCCAAACGCAACUGGCACGUCACCGACGUCUUCGAAGACCUCGUCCGCCAAAUGCGCAAGCGCUACCCGGACAAGCACCCAGUCCGGAGCAAGCUCAAGAAGGACCCGUGUAUUAUUAUGUGAACCCGUCCCAGCUGUCUCUCCUCCGCUCCCGUCGUCUCCGCCGUUUUCGGAUGCAUCCCACUCCUUUGGUUUCCGGUUUCCGGUCGCAGUCACGUCUCACCACCCAUCCGAUGU